GACGCCAUUUUUUUGUGUGGAUUUUUUUUCAAAAAAAAAAGGGGAGAAACCUCGGGAGGAGAAAGGAAGCGGAGAGAGAGUGAGGGAAGGAGCGGCUAGAGAGAGGCAGGCAGCAAUCUCCCCAACCACUGCCCUAAACCAUGGCGGAUAUAGACAAGCUGAAUAUAGACAGCAUCAUUCAGAGGUUGUUGGAAGUACGAGGUUCUAAACCAGGAAAAAAUGUACAACUCCAAGAGAAUGAAAUCAGAGGCCUGUGCCUCAAGUCUCGUGAAAUCUUCCUCAGUCAACCUAUUCUUUUGGAACUUGAAGCUCCAUUAAAAAUAUGUGGUGAUAUUCAUGGCCAAUAUUAUGAUUUACUUCGAUUGUUUGAAUAUGGUGGCUUCCCACCAGAGAGCAACUACCUGUUUCUGGGAGAUUAUGUGGACAGGGGAAAGCAGUCUUUGGAAACUAUCUGUCUGUUAUUGGCUUAUAAAAUUAAGUAUCCAGAGAAUUUUUUCCUUUUGCGUGGAAACCAUGAAUGCGCCAGUAUAAACAGAAUAUAUGGAUUCUAUGAUGAAUGUAAGAGGCGGUACAAUAUUAAAUUGUGGAAGACUUUUACAGACUGUUUCAACUGCUUACCUAUAGCUGCCAUUGUGGAUGAAAAGAUAUUUUGCUGUCACGGAGGUUUGUCACCUGAUCUUCAGUCCAUGGAACAAAUUAGACGAAUCAUGCGGCCCACUGAUGUGCCAGACCAAGGACUUCUGUGUGAUCUCUUGUGGUCUGAUCCAGACAAAGAUGUAUUGGGAUGGGGUGAGAAUGACCGCGGUGUCUCAUUCACAUUUGGAGCAGAAGUAGUUGCAAAGUUCCUUCAUAAACAUGACCUGGAUCUGAUCUGUAGAGCCCACCAGGUUGUAGAAGAUGGGUAUGAGUUCUUUGCCAAGAGGCAGCUGGUGACUUUGUUCUCUGCACCCAAUUAUUGUGGGGAAUUUGAUAAUGCAGGUGCCAUGAUGAGUGUAGAUGAAACAUUGAUGUGUUCUUUUCAGAUUUUGAAACCAGCAGAAAAAAAGAAACCUAAUACAAGCCGGCCUGUAACACCACCGAGGAGCAUGAUCACAAAACAAGCCAAGAAAUAAAACAAGGAAUUCUGGCAUUGCCUGUUCGGACUUGUAUUAUACCAGUUUGUCUCCAUUUUUAACUUUUUUUUCCUUUUGUGUAAAGUGUAUCUGUCAGCUUGCUUGGAUUAGAUUACUAUUUGUUGACUUGUGGUUUAUCUGCUGUGAUAUACUGAACCAUGGUUGCUGCCUCAGAACAGCAAACAUGUAUGCUCCCCCUGAAAUGGAAGAAUAUUAAAAUAGUACUGUAGCUCUCUAAUCUGCAUCAGGGCUCCUAAUUGUUAGCAUUAGUUGCUAGCAAUAAUGUGCUUGACUGCUGUUCCUCAGCAGGCUUCAGUGUGGGUCAGGGGAGGGGGGUGGUGGGGUAACGGUGGGGAACAGAAGAUGACUUGUAGUUGACAGAAAUUUGACAUUUUUGGUACAGUUCACAAAAGUGAUGUAAAUGCCUUGUGAUGGCAGUUGAGAUUUCCUUUUUUAUUUUUUUUAAAGACCUGAAGAGGUGAUGCUUGUGAGCUGGUAAUUGACCUUUUUUGGGGAAAAAAAUCUCAAGUGUAGGAAGUGGCAUACUGUUUAUAAAACCUCAAAGUUAUAGUUCAAAAAAUUUUGUACUUUCUCAUAAAAAUGUUUUUAUUUAGAGGAAUGCAUCUGCUUUUUUCAAGUCUACAUGUCUGUCUUGUAAGCAACUGUUGUAUAGAUGUCAUGAUUAGAAGGAUCUGCCUCUCCACUCUGCCAGCAUCACAGAAAAUGACGUAAAUUUGAUUAAGCACACUUCCUGUACUGUAUAUUUUAAAUGAUGAAAUAAAGCCAUUAUUUUACAUUUGGCAUUUUGAUUUGUUUUAAAUUUGUCAAUAUUAGGUUCCUUGUGUUUUAUAAUGGCAGACAAAUGGGUUAGUUAACAUCUGGCAAAGAUGAUGGAGAACAGAUCGAGAAACAGCUAGUAUAGGUUAUUGAACUUUAAAUUGUAAGUCACUCAGCCAUUCUUGUUCUUUUGGGAUUAGGAGUUUUUUUUUUCUCUCCCUAUUCCAUGUAUCAUCCCUGGCCUUGAGGCCAAGCAAGCAACCUGUUCUUGGGGCUCUGUCAUUAUACAGUUGGCCACUAGGCUGAGACAAUUGUUUGGAGUGCUCAAUAUUAACUUCCUCUGUUGCCUCCCCAUGAUUUUAUGGGGAGCUUGUAGUUCUAAACUUCUUUCGGGUUCCUUACAGAUGAUGGAUUUUUUUUUGCCCUGUUAGUUUGUCCAAGAUCCUCGUGGGUGAAAGGGUAUUGCACUAGUUCCCUCCUCCCUCUUCCUUAUACUACCCUGUAACAUGUAAAGUGAUGGGGGCUAUGAAUAUUAAUGAUUUUAAGGGUCAAAAUGCUACUGCACCACCAUUGUUAGCAGGAAUGCAGUGUGGACAGCAGUAGAGCCAUGGAGAUGCUAAAUAAAGGGAUGCUGCUUUUUGUUUUGCUUUUGUUUCUUGGGGGAAGAUCAAAAUUGGGCAUAUCCAUAUGAGCCUAGUGACUGGUUUAAAAAGUGGCAGAUUCCUGGAUAUCUGUUUGCAUGCCUGUGCCCUCAACCAAGUAAUGACUAAUUUCAUGAUCAAAGUGGGAAGAAAAAUAAAGCCUUUUUACAAAUCUGGA
Messenger RNA from Carcharodon carcharias (great white shark), 2708 nucleotides. RefSeq names its product serine/threonine-protein phosphatase PP1-gamma catalytic subunit A. NCBI's taxonomy places the organism in Eukaryota, Metazoa, Chordata, Chondrichthyes, Lamniformes, Lamnidae. The transcript has 7 exons. Gene Ontology annotation, cellular component: cytoplasm; nucleus. Gene Ontology annotation, molecular function: protein serine/threonine phosphatase activity. Bases 141 to 1112 code for a protein of 323 amino acids. The record is from RefSeq and is a predicted model, not a curated record.